Molecule: messenger RNA, 192 nt
Organism: Rhizophagus irregularis DAOM 181602=DAOM 197198
Lineage: Eukaryota; Fungi; Glomeromycota; Glomeromycetes; Glomerales; Glomeraceae
Source: RefSeq, a predicted model, not a curated record
AUUUCAGAUUUUGGAUUAUCUAGACCGUCAAACGAACAAAUAUCGAAUAACAAAAUAUGUGGAGUAUUGCCAUAUAUUGCUCCAGAAGUUUUAAAUGGAGAACCUUAUACAUUAUCUUCUGACAUUUAUAGUGUUGGUGUAAUUAUGGCUGAAUUAUCAUCUGGAAAACCACCUUUUUAUAAAGGAAAGCAU